CAAGAAAAUAUUACACCGCGGCACAGCUGCGCGCAAGAGUGUCGAGUCGAGAGACGAUUGACGCAUGCGCACUCAUUAGCCGAAUAUAUAGUCAGUAAACAAGAUUUUUUCUGGUUCGAUCGCGCGGAUUACGCACCUACGAGGUGGACAGGUAUAUCGCAAGAGUGCAUCGCGAUUCUGCCGCGUUUCCGCGCGAGCCCACGCGGAGUAAGAUGAUACCGACGACGUCGCUCGGAGUCUCGUGAUACACAAAUAUUCACGGUCUGUUGGUAUGCGGUGACGUUAUCCAAGAUCGUUCUAGAAGAAUUUCGCAAGACAAUAAUGGCGGAUUUGUACGCUAAGUACAACUGCACCUAUUGUCAAGAAGACAUCGUGGGUCUGCGUGUCAAAUGCAUUGUGUGCCCCGAAUUUGACCUUUGCUUGCAGUGUUUUUCUGCUGGUGCUGAAAUUGGUCAGCACAAAAAUGAUCAUGCUUAUCAGUUUAUGGACUCUGGUACCAUCAGUAUAUUUAAUGGCCGUGGUAAUUGGACAGCUAGGGAACAACUUAGACUUCUGGAUGCUAUCGAACAAUUUGGAUUUGGAAAUUGGGAGGACAUUAGUAAACAUAUUGAAACACGUACACCAGAAGAGGCAAAAGAAGAGUACAUUGCCAGAUAUCUCAAUGGUAACAUAGGGAAGCAUACGUGGCCACCUACGGAGAGUUAUAUACCAAAUCUCACGGAUCAAACCAAGUCCGAUAAUGGUCCUCUAUCGCCUGAUCUCACAUCCAGAUUACCACCGUUGGAUAUUACUCGUGAAGAGGCCGAUCAAUUGGGUUACAUGCCUCAACGAGAUGACUUUGAGAGAGAUUACAACCAUGAGGCCGAAUCUCUUGUUUCUUCAUUAUUCUUGAAUCCUGCCGAUGAAGAUGAUGAUCUCGAUAUCGCACUUAAACUGGCACAAGUUGAUAUGUACACUAAUAAUUUGAGAGAGCGGGCCAGACGAAAACGCGUCGUUAGAGAUUAUCAACUUGUGUCGGCUUUCUUCUCGUCAUCGAGGAAAGAUAAAGGAAUAAAAAAGAAACGGACGAAAGAAGAAAAAGAAUUUAGGGACAGAAUGCGAGUAUUCGCACAGUUUUACACAGCACAAGAGCACGAACAGUUCCUAACAAAUCUCGAGAGAGAGAGAGAAUUGCGCUUACGACUCUCGGAGCUCUACCGGUAUCGUGAGAACGGCAUCACGAGACACGAGGAAUGCGCCCACUUCGAGCAAGUUCUCGCACAAACUCAAAAACCAAACGACACGGUAGAUCAUUGGGCCGAGAAAAAAUCUGGCAGCAGUGGGCCGUCCACACUAAUACACCGUCACACCUCAAAAAGAAGAGAAGAAGAAAAAAGUUACUCUUCCAUCGACCGAAAAUACACUAUAAAGCAAGACUUGCCCAGCAACUUCACUGUAAGUCAAACCAAUCACAAUCGGACGACGACUCCAGCCAGUCAGUGGGUGGAGCCGGAUAGCAAUCCAAACGCUCAGCCAGGUUCCAGUCCCAGUUCCUCGCAAGACAAGGGUUGCACCGGUAGUGUGAUACAGGAGCGAGACAUAGAAUUGGAGGCUGCAUCACAUCUUUUAACGAAACAAGAAAAAUCCUUGUGUAUUCAACUUGAUUUAAAACCGACACAGUAUUUAACACAAAAGACAUUAUUGUUACAAGAAUAUUUAAACGGUAAUAGACGAUCAAGUAUCAUACCUCAGUCAGAACCAGAGAGCAGAAUUCUUCACUAUUUAGUAGCCAACGGUUGGAUCGCAGCUAACUGAAAGUACAGAAUUUACGAUCACUUCACUCUAAGUCAUCUUUAAUCUUGUCCUAGGUAUAACUGGAGUUCCAGUCUAAUAGAAAUAAUACGUAGAAUAAAUAGAUAAAGAGAAAGAGCGUGAACGAACGA
Messenger RNA from Pseudomyrmex gracilis, 1922 nucleotides. It is a transcript of the gene Ada2b, whose product is annotated as transcriptional adapter 2B. Bases 322 to 1794 code for a protein of 490 amino acids. Gene Ontology annotation, molecular function: chromatin binding; zinc ion binding; transcription coactivator activity. The transcript has 10 exons. The record is from RefSeq and is a predicted model, not a curated record. Gene Ontology annotation, biological process: chromatin remodeling; regulation of transcription by RNA polymerase II. Gene Ontology annotation, cellular component: nucleus; SAGA-type complex. Lineage: Eukaryota; Metazoa; Arthropoda; Insecta; Hymenoptera; Formicidae.